This is a messenger RNA of Symbiodinium sp. CCMP2592, 1122 nucleotides long. Lineage: Eukaryota; Dinophyceae; Suessiales; Symbiodiniaceae. The record is from the annotation of a GenBank genome assembly.
AUGGCGGUGGACAAGCGCUUUCUGAAGACUAACGUGCGGUCUUUCCCUGAAAGUGCAGCCAGAAAGCAUGUAGCCAUGGCAGCAGCGAUUGACCUUCGUGCUUCUUGCAUGUGGCGGCGACGGGUUGUCUUUCCGCUUCUUUUGCUUCUGGCCCGCGCAUCAGACUGCUCCUACGAGAUCCUUAUGGUUGAUGACCGUCCUUUUAAGAAGCUGAGCCCUUUUACAGCACCCUAUUGGGUGAAGAGUGCGGCGCUCAAUAUGGCCUUCGCCCAAGAGCAUGACCAUGGAUUUCAUCUGGUUCGCCCUUCCCACGGAAAGAAAAGUGUCUUUAAGGGGUGGAACAAGGUCUGGUACAUCGAGGAGCUUCUCAGCAGACAAAGCAUGUCGCAGUGUAAGUGGAUCCUGUAUUUGGACGCUGACGCUUUUGUCCGCAGCAGCUUUUCCCUUGAAUGGAUUGUGGACAGGCUCCUUAGGAAGUAUCAGCGCUCGGACGACUGCCGAUCGUCGGCGAUCUUCGCUGUAGAACAUCCAGUGGAGUUUCAGAACAUCACCGCCCCGAGAGACUCGCUGACGGGUGCCUUAAAACCAAAUGUUAGUUCACCCGGCGUAACUUGGAUUAAUACGGGAGUCAUCUUCUUUCGUGCUGACUGCCCAGCUUCCAUGGACCUCUUUCACCGCUGGCUGGUUUGGGCAGCUCUCCUGAAGCACAAGACCUUGUGGGCUAACUGGCCUGGAGAGCAGGGCAUCAUGACUGAGCUCCUGCAGCCGAACAGCUACCCCCGCGCAGUGCCGGAAGGCUCAUUAGAAGACCUGGGAAACCUUGAGGAGAUCCGCGACACUGUGGUGGUGGUGAACACCACCGAGAUCAACAGCCCAUUCGGCCGCGACAUUCAACAUUCUUGGGGUGCUGGAGAGGAAGAUGCACGGUUGCGAGACUGGGCCAUGGCCGAUGCUUUGCUUCGCAUUGGAAAGGCCGAUCCCCGUGCCGUUGAGCAGGAUGGCCAGGAGAUGAAGAUGCUUCAAUGCUUGCUUACCACGCUGAAAGCGCUGAAGCCGGGCGCGCUGCCCGGUGCUAUGGCAGCUUCCGGUGCUCUCUUGCAGCUUUGCUACUUGGGCAGCUAA